UCCGUCCAGCUGGUGGCGGUGUGAGAAGUUGGUUUGUCAACUUCGCAUUAACACCAACGAAGAAGAAGAAGCUAAUCCGUGCAGUUAGCAAGCCGACAAUAAAUAAAAAGAAAAACGUGCACGGUACCAACAUGUCAGCCGAUACCAAGAUUGCCGAGCUGCUCACAGAGCUCCAUCAGCUCAUCAAACAGACCCAGGAGGAGAGGUCACGCAGCGAACAUAAUCUGCUCAACAUUCAGAAAACACACGAGAGGAUGCAAACGGAAAACAAAACUUCCCCGUACUACCGGACCAAGCUGAGAGGACUGUACACAACAGCCAAAGCAGACGCUGAGGCAGAGUGCAGCAUCCUGCGUCACGCUCUGGAUAAAAUAGCAGAGAUCAAGUCUUUACUGGAGGAGAGGAGGAUAGCGGCUAAAAUGGCAGGCGUUUACAGCGACAGCGACCCUCCCAGGAAGACGAUGAGGCGCGGCGUCCUGAUGACACUCCUCCAGCAGUCGGCCAUGACGCUCCCUCUGUGGAUCGGGAAGCCGGGGGAGAGCCCCCCUCCUCUGUGCGGAGCGACUCCAGCCAGCAGCGACUACGUGGCCAAACAGGGAGACAAAGUGGCAGCGAGGGUGAAGGCCGUCGACGGAGACGAGCAGUGGAUCCUGGCUGAGGUGGUCAGCUACAACCAUUCCACCAACAAGUAUGAAGUGGAUGACAUCGAUGAAGAAGGAAAAGAGAGACACACUCUGAGCAGACGGAGGAUCAUCCCUCUGCCUCAGUGGAAGGCCAACCCAGAGACCGACCCGGAGGCCCUGUUCAGUAAGGACCAGCUGGUUCUGGCCCUCUACCCCCAGACCACCUGCUUCUACCGGGCCCUCAUCCACACGCCUCCACACCGGCCUCAGGACGACUACUCUGUGCUGUUCGAGGACACGUCGUACGCCGAUGGUUACUCUCCUCCGCUCAACGUGGCUCAGAGAUACGUGGUCGCCUGCAAAGAGAACAAGAAGAAGUAACGAAGAAGACGUCUGAAAGUGCUCCCAUUUCCUUUUUUUUUGUUGUAUGAAAACGUGUCUCCAAUUAAACUCUCAGGUUUUGAGUUUCAAAUCAUUUGGAGCAGCUUCUGGUUCCACUGAUUGACCGUGGAAGGAUAGAAUCUUCUAAUGCUGUGUUCACUCCAAACGUGAAUGACACGAACGAUGCAGUGCAAAACGAAAACACGCCUCAUUUGCACAUGAACGCAACUUGAACUCGGGCGAGAAAUGAUUGUAAGUGUAUAUUUUGAGUGUUGAUGGAGCAGCUACAAUGUUAGCAUAGCCUAGCAUCAAUCGGUCCAAACUCCAUCCAGAAAACAAGUAUUUUAAAAGUUGUUUGCUUGUCGUCUUGAGGAGAGAACAAAAAAAUCAUGAAUUAAGACUUUUUUACAAAUCAGCAUCAUAAUGUUAUUUCUGCAUCUUUUUUUUAUCUGUUUAUAACAUUUAAAUCACAGCAGAAUAGUUCAUUUUGGGUUCAUACAGCUGUAGUAAACCAGCAGACGUGUGGCUUGCUGGAUACAGUGAAUACUCCUCCAGAUGAUGUUAUGAACCCAGACAAGACGAGUUUAUUUCCCGGAUAUGUGGGACUUCCACAAAACGUACAAAAGAGUACUAAUGGUUAUUUCUUCCAUAGUUGAUUCUAAAUGGCUUAGUUGAUAACAGUUUCCAUUGAGACAAGCCACUCCCCCUCUCCGGCGCGUCUAGUAAAAACUGUCAACGCUGAACUGAGGUGUGAGACAGCAGUCAGUGAAGUGAGUAGAAGCUGUGUCCCAAAUCCAUAGGACAUACUGAGUCUGUGGAGCGUUCACUGACCAAGUCAAUCAUUGAAAAACACUAGAAACAGUCCGUAUUUUAAACUAAAACACUUCUGAUUCUUUACUGUUGCUGUUCACUAUCAUCACACAAAGUAGAUGUAAAAGUAAAAAAGAUGAAACAUUUUCUGUCUUUUUAUAAACUUUUAUUACAUCACGUUUUGAUGUUUUUUUGCACGCUGCAUGUAAACGGCUUUGCAUGUUGAUUUCUUGUGCUGCAGAAACAGUUUAAUAUAGAGUUUAUUGUCAGUGUGCAGUAUUGAUUUGGGACACAGCGUUUGAGUUUGGACACAUAUGUUACCCAGUGAGGACGGAGCAGCAUCUUGAGGCCAGAAGAGGAGCGUUUGAUUUCAAACACCAGCGUCAGUUUCAUCUCCACGUUUGUGGUCGGAGCUGUUUGAUCAUUCUGUCUAUAAAAUGUUUAUUUUUUAUUACAUGUGAUGUGAUUGAUUAUUGUGUGAAACA
Messenger RNA from Anoplopoma fimbria (sablefish), 2299 nucleotides. RefSeq names its product SAGA complex associated factor 29 (gene sgf29). Gene Ontology annotation, cellular component: SAGA complex. Lineage: Eukaryota; Metazoa; Chordata; Actinopteri; Perciformes; Anoplopomatidae. The record is from RefSeq and is a predicted model, not a curated record. Bases 132 to 1004 code for a protein of 290 amino acids. The transcript has 10 exons.